Gorilla gorilla gorilla (western lowland gorilla) is the source of this 2472-nucleotide messenger RNA. RefSeq names its product alanine--glyoxylate aminotransferase 2 (gene AGXT2). The coding region runs from base 284 to 1828 and encodes 514 amino acids. Gene Ontology annotation, molecular function: pyridoxal phosphate binding; L-alanine:glyoxylate transaminase activity. The transcript has 14 exons. Gene Ontology annotation, biological process: glyoxylate catabolic process. Lineage: Eukaryota; Metazoa; Chordata; Mammalia; Primates; Hominidae. Gene Ontology annotation, cellular component: mitochondrion. The record is from RefSeq and is a predicted model, not a curated record.
UGUUCUCUUCUUUUCCUUUCUUUUCUCUCCUCUUCUCUCUCUCCCUCCUACUUUCAUUCUCUCUCUACCUCUUUUCCUCACUCUCUUUUUCUCCACCUUGAAGGCACUGUUACUAGAAAUAGAGAGCUCUGGGGCUUGCCUGAAGCCAUGGGCAGUCACCACUCCAGGAUUCCCCUUUUAGCGCCUCCUCCCCAUCUUAAUCUCAAAGUCCAGCAGCAUAGUGAGCAGUUAGAGCCCGACCUCCAAUCUGCUUCCAUGGGGGCUGGCUUCCUGAGUGGGAAAAAUGACUCUAAUCUGGAGACAUUUGCUGAGACCCUUGUGCCUGGUCACCUCCGCUCCCAGGAUCCUUGAGAUGCAUCCUUUCCUGAGCCUAGGUACUUCCCGGACAUCAGUAACCAAGCUCAGUCUUCAUACAAAGCCCAGAAUGCCUCCAUGUGACUUCAUGCCUGAAAGAUACCAGUCCCUUGGCUACAACCGUGUCCUGGAAAUCCACAAGGAACAUCUUUCUCCUGUGGUGACGGCAUAUUUCCAGAAGCCCCUGCUGCUCCACCAGGGGCACAUGGAGUGGCUCUUUGAUGCUGAAGGAAACAGAUACCUGGAUUUCUUUUCCGGGAUUGUUACUGUCAGUGUUGGCCACUGCCACCCAAAGGUGAAUGCAGUGGCACAAAAGCAGCUCAGCCGCCUGUGGCAUACAAGCACCGUCUUCUUCCACCCUCCAAUGCAUGAAUAUGCAGAGAAGCUUGCCGCACUUCUUCCUGAGCCUCUUAAGGUCAUUUUCUUGGUGAACAGUGGCUCAGAAGCCAAUGAGCUGGCCAUGCUGAUGGCCAGGGCGCACUCAAACAACAUAGACAUCAUUUCUUUCAGAGGAGCCUACCAUGGAUGCAGUCCUUACACACUUGGCUUGACAAACGUAGGGACCUACAAGAUGGAACUCCCUGGUGGGACAGGUUGCCAACCAACAAUGUGUCCAGAUGUUUUUCGUGGCCCUUGGGGAGGAAGCCACUGUCGAGAUUCUCCAGUGCAAACAAUCAGGAAGUGCAGCUGUGCACCAGACUGCUGCCAAGCUAAAGAUCAGUAUAUUGAGCAAUUCAAAGAUACACUGAGCACAUCUGUGGCCAAGUCAAUUGCUGGAUUCUUCGCAGAACCUAUUCAAGGUGUGAAUGGAGUUGUCCAGUACCCAAAGGGGUUUCUAAAGGAAGCCUUUGAGCUGGUGCGAGCAAGGGGAGGCGUGUGCAUUGCAGAUGAAGUGCAGACAGGAUUUGGAAGGUUGGGCUCUCACUUCUGGGGCUUCCAAACCCACGACGUCCUGCCUGACAUUGUCACCAUGGCUAAAGGGAUUGGGAAUGGCUUUCCCAUGGCAGCAGUCAUAACCACUCCAGAGAUUGCCAAAUCUUUGGCGAAACGCCUGCAGCACUUCAACACCUUUGGAGGGAACCCCAUGGCCUGUGCCAUUGGAUCUGCUGUGCUUGAGGUGAUUAAAGAAGAAAAUCUACAGGAAAACAGUCAAGAAGUUGGGACCUACAUGUUACUAAAGUUUGCUAAGCUGCGGGAUGAAUUUGAAAUUGUUGGAGAUGUCCGAGGCAAAGGCCUCAUGAUAGGCAUAGAAAUGGUGCAGGAUAAGAUAAGCUGUCGGCCUCUUCCCCGUGAAGAAGUGAAUCAGAUCCAUGAGGACUGCAAGCACAUGGGACUCCUCGUUGGCAGAGGCAGCAUUUUUUCUCAGACAUUUCGCAUUGCGCCCUCAAUGUGCAUCACUAAACCAGAAGUUGAUUUUGCAGUAGAAGUAUUUCGUUCUGCCUUAACCCAACACAUGGAAAGAAGAGCUAAGUAACAUUGUCAGAAAUAAAGAAAACCACAGGUCUCAAGAAUUUGCCACUUAUGUUCAAGGGUGAAUUUGAAGAAUUUCAGAACCACUGAUAUCCAGAGAAAACCUGCAGCUCUCCACAGGAGUUGUAAAAGACAUGGUUGACUGCCUACCAACCAUAUUUGUUAGCAGAGCCCCUAUUAUCUUCAGAACUCCAUUCUUCAGGGAAAAGAUCUCCCUAGCUCAGAGAAUAAAUCCUAAUUAGUUUAUGUUAGGUACGGUAAUUUGAUUCCCCUUUGCAGUGAUUGGUUUAUGCAUGUAUUUUUGUCCAGUGAAUCUUGAAGAAAAAUCUUUUGGUGGAGGUGCCUUCAGGGAAAGGUUUCUUCACCGUCACUCUUCAGUUCAAGAAGAGAUGUCUUCUUGUUGCGCUGAGAACACCAUAUGUUCAUGACGAGAUUCCUGGCACCAUGUCAGCCGGCUUGUAGUCAUGAGGACAACCCUUUUUGGUGAGGUUGGGAGAUGGAUGGAAGCCAAGUGCUUAGUGAUAUCAAAGAAGCACUCACUUAAGCAUUCCUGGAGCCACCCUACCUCAGGGCUUCUUGAUAUUUGAGGUAAUAAAUGCAUUGUUCUGUAUAAGGCUUUUUUAUUUUUCACUGUUACGGUCAAAAGCA